Yarrowia lipolytica CLIB122 is the source of this 1533-nucleotide messenger RNA. RefSeq lists its product as uncharacterized. Gene Ontology annotation, cellular component: endoplasmic reticulum membrane. NCBI's taxonomy places the organism in Eukaryota, Fungi, Ascomycota, Dipodascomycetes, Dipodascales. Gene Ontology annotation, molecular function: alpha-1,2-mannosyltransferase activity. The record is from RefSeq and is a predicted model, not a curated record. Gene Ontology annotation, biological process: GPI anchor biosynthetic process.
AUGAUGCAACACAAGGAAAUCAAACACCCGUAUCAGGGCAUCAAGUACACGGUGCUGGUGGUGAUUGCGGCGUUUCGAGUGGCCAACGCCCUCACCACAAAGACCUUCUUCCAGCCAGAUGAGUACUGGCAGUCGCUGGAACCCGCACACAGACUGGCCUACGGCUACGGCUACCUGACCUGGGAGUGGCAUGAGGGUCUGCGGUCGUCGCUGCCACCUCUGGUUGGAGCAGGCAUCUACAAGGCACUACAACUGCUAGGUCUUGACGAUCCCCGAAUCGUGCGUAUCGCACCCAAGAUUGUCAUGGCUCUCUUUGCGUCGGCAGGAGACGUGUACACAUGGAAGCUGAGCGCUCGUCUACAAGGACCGGCCGAGGCUCCUUGGGCACUGUUUGUGUCCCUGCUGUCGGCCUUCAACUGGUUCUUUCUGACCCGUACUUUCUCCAACUCGGCAGAGAUGGUUCUGACCGCCGUGGCGCUCAAUUACUGGAGCUUCAAUGGCAAGGAGGUCAAUUUCAAACGGCUGUCAGUGGCACUCUUCAUUGGAGCCAUCAGCUGCGUGCUUCGACCCACAAAUGCCAUUCUAUGGGCUGUGCUGGGUCUCCAUCUGGUCUUGACAACCACUGCCAAGAUGCGAGUUCUGUGGCUGGCGGUUCGAAACGUGGCGCUAGUUUUUGCCGCCACAUACUAUAUUGACUACCUCUACUACGGCGAGCCUGUUUUCCCGCUGCUCAACUUCCUUAAGUUCAAUUUGCUGCAAUCCCUGGCUCACUUCUACGGGACCUCCCCCACUCUGUACUACUUUUAUGAAGCGCUUCCUUUGCUCACCGUCGGUUGGCUUCCCUUAACCCUGUGGGGCCUGUGGAUUAACAGAUCGCAGGUUCUCGUCAAGGCGGCCCUUGCCGUUGUCGUUGCCUUCUCGCUCAUCAGACACAAAGAGGUCCGCUUCAUCUAUCCCCUGGUGCCCAUUCUGCACAUGGCUGCCGCCGAGGCUAUCACCCAGACCCCCAAGAAGUUGCGCAAGUGGCUGGUGUGGUCACUGGCACUCGUCAAUAUCCUUGUUGCGGGCUACUUCUCCCAGGUGCACCAGCGAGGAGUGGUGGAUGUGGUGGAGUAUCUGAGCACAGAGCCCCAGGUAACGUCUGUGGGCUUCCUCAUGCCGUGCCACUCCACUCCUUACCAGUCCCAUUUGCAUCGAGAUAUCCCUGUGUGGUUUCUCACAUGUGAGCCCCCUAUUGGUUUCACUGCCGAGGAGCAGAUGACGUAUCGGGAUCAGGCCGACCAGUUCUACGACGACCCGCUGCAGUUUGUUCAGACGCAGUUUCCUGAGUCGGUGGCUGUGUCUGCCCGAGAGGCCCGGACCCCUCUGUUCCACCCCUCUCAUCUGGCCAUCUUUGAGAGCCUGGAAAAGAAGUCACCUGAGGUGAUUGAGCAUCUGGUGGAGUUGGGAUAUAAGCGAGGAAAGACCUUUUUCAACUCGCAUUUCCACGACGACUGGAGACGAGAGGGGGAUGUUGUUGUUUAUAAUUUAUAG